Molecule: messenger RNA, 1326 nt
Organism: Penicillium digitatum Pd1
Lineage: Eukaryota; Fungi; Ascomycota; Eurotiomycetes; Eurotiales; Aspergillaceae
Source: RefSeq, a predicted model, not a curated record
AUGUUGUCCCUCCUCGAGGCUCUCCCGGUCGAGAUCAUCGAGCAGAUCUUCCUGCACUCACUCAAUUUAAACUUCCCCCGAGCUUCGCCAUUCCUAUGCCGCGCCCUCUCCGGCGAACACAUCUACCGCGCUCUCAUACUCCUUGCGUUUUGGAACGAUGCACUCGACAACCCCCGUAGCAAGGCCAUCGACCGCAUGAUGGUCCCGCUCGAAUAUGUCCCUCUCAAACUGGAAGAACGUGCCCGAUUACAGGAAGACAUUUUCAAGUGCAGGUGGUGUACCGCGGAUCGCGUGCGUGAACAGAUCCCGACAAUGCAGAUCCUGACUAUCUACCGUCGCUGGAUCGACGCCGGUAUCGUGACGGAGAAAGACGAGCAGAUUGCUUUUGAAAAACUACUAGCACGCAAGGAUGACAGCGUCCGCAUCUUCCACGGCAAGGGCGGGCCAAUGAAGGAAUUUGCUAGCAUGCCCCCAGAGUUCUUCCGGAUGGCCCCGAACGCGAUGAAAGGCAUUCACGAAUACAAGCUCCACAUCUUGCCAAUGGUCACCACAGAGUUCCAAUGUGUGGAUGUGGGAUUGACUGUCAAUCUCCCUGCACUGGACCUGUGCAAAUUCCCAUCCCAUCUCCUCCGAGGCCGCAGAAAUGGUUUCCUUCCAGAAGACGUUGCUUUCCUGGAAAUGCUGCGCAUAACCUCGUGCAAUUGGACCCCUGAAAAGAGCUCCUUGUCACUAUCGACCUUGACAAAAAUCGACCGCAAAGCUCUGAACGAAGGAAUCCAGAAUGCUAUCCGUCACCAGAACUUCAACGCUAUGCUCUCCCUCCUCAAGAUAGACGAGUUCCUCUUCCGCUAUAAAGCAGAGAACCAAGGCCGCAGCGUCUACUAUACGAUCCCAUCCGAGCACUUCCUCGCUGUUACCCGCAUCGGCCGCAACAACCCACAUCUAAACUUGGCUUUCUUCGAGGCUCUCCUACGUGCUAGUGCGGAAUCUUUGCCUAGCUGGUCGUCUGAGAUCACGAAGUGGACUGUCGACAAUAUGGAACUCGCGAAGAAGAAUCCGAGUACGUACAACCAGAUUAAUGGCAAGUUUGCGCGCUGGUUGUCGAAUUUCCUGCUGCGUCUCCCUGCGCAGGUUGCGUAUGCCCAUGAUUUCCCGACUGGCCAGCUGUUCUGUAAUGGCCAGUUGGAUGUCAUGGAUCUCGAGGGUUGCCGCUUUGUCGAUGAGGUUCUUGAUCCCUUACGUGAACCAAUGGGAAAUUGGAUGACAGAAAGUUCAUUCCGGACUGAGGAUCAUUGGCUGAAGAAAUCCAGUCCUCUUCCUCCAUGA